Molecule: messenger RNA, 483 nt
Organism: Racocetra persica
Lineage: Eukaryota; Fungi; Glomeromycota; Glomeromycetes; Diversisporales; Gigasporaceae
Source: the annotation of a GenBank genome assembly
AUGACUGUGGUAGUUUUGGCAUUCAUAAUACAAGCCAAAGCUCAAUCUCAGCCUCCAAGUCAAGUGGUUAUUACAAUUACUUCGCACGCUAGUUCAUCUACCGCUAGUUCCAAGCCCGAGGAACCAUCAGUAUCAUUUGAUGGUCUUAAGUCUUUAAUUAUUGUAGCCUCAUGUGUGGCUGGAAUUGUUGUUAUUACAAUAGUUGUAUGUAUAAUUAGAAAGAUAAGUAAUAAACGCCGUAAACGCAAAGGUGAUAAUAAUUAUAAUGAUGAUUCUCACAAUGGCGAUGGGAAGGGUCAAAAUGGUCACAAUCAAAAUAACAUUACUCAACAAACCUUAAAUGUUACUUCACCAGGUUUACCUUUUUUACCUUUUAUCGUUGAUAGCAAGGGGGAAGAAGAAAAAGAAGUUCCAAAAGUGGCAAGCGAAACCGACGUUAUUUUGAAAGUUCAAAGUGAUAAUGACAGCAGCGAUAAUAAAUAA